AUGCAUUUUUUCCGGCCCAUUGAUCAUGCAGCAAAUGAAGGCCAUCAUGGGAUCGAAGACUACAUACUCCAAAUAUUAUACGACCGUCUCGACCUUGAGUAUCCACAUCCAUCUCAAAACCCGGUCCCCAAAGAACAUCUUUACUUGAUGCUGAGAAGUGCCGCGACGAUAGGCGAGGAGGAUCGCGUCGAGUCUCUCCUCAAUGAAGAUGGAGUCGACAUUUACCUUCAGCAUCCGCGGGGAUAUGACACCGUCCUUGUCGCUGCAAUUAAGCUCGCCCCUUGUCCAUUGAGCAUGGCUAGACUUUUGUUGAAGAGAGGUGCCGAUCCCGUGUUAAAAGGACUAGCCCCGAGACAAAAUGGAAUUGCAGACUCGUGUGCCGCCCUGAAUGCUGUUCAAGUCGCCCUUCAAAGAGAUGAGAGUUAUAGUCUCCUUCAACUGUUGCUCGAAUAUAAUUUGAAGGAACCAGAUGUCGUAGCAGGUUUGUUGAUGGCAGCCAGCCCAAGCAAAAUAGCAGAAGUUUGA
Messenger RNA from Penicillium angulare, 525 nucleotides. RefSeq lists its product as uncharacterized. The transcript has a single exon. Bases 1 to 525 code for a protein of 174 amino acids. NCBI's taxonomy places the organism in Eukaryota, Fungi, Ascomycota, Eurotiomycetes, Eurotiales, Aspergillaceae. The record is from RefSeq and is a predicted model, not a curated record.